Molecule: messenger RNA, 1158 nt
Organism: Lactuca saligna
Lineage: Eukaryota; Viridiplantae; Streptophyta; Magnoliopsida; Asterales; Asteraceae
Source: the annotation of a GenBank genome assembly
UUUUCAGCAAACGUAAAUAUCAUUUAUACGGUUAUUUUGUUUUUACCAUUCUGCUCCAUAACAAUUCUGCUCCAUAGAAACCACAGCAAACGUAUUCUUCUUCAUUCUUUGUUAUUCUGCAACGCUUCAAGAAUUAAAUAUCAGAAAAUGGAAAUAGGAAAUAAGGUUUACCUAAAUAACAUUGACCAGAUAGAUGAAAAAUCGCAUAUCAAGGUUCGGGUGCUUAAAAUUUGGAACUUUGUCAGAAAUAAUAAAGUUUGUUCCAUUGAAAUGAUCAUCAUGGAUGAGGAGGGUACACAAUACCAAGCUCGUGUCUUCAAUCAGAAUUUCUCUAGAUUUCGUCAUCUUUUAAAGGAAGAUGAAAGUUAUAUAGUUAUAAAACCCAAUAUGGCUGCUGUUACUAAUGGUUUUAGUUAUACAGGUCUUGGUGAAGCUAAAAGUCAUUUUGAAGUAACGAAAUUAUUCAUAAAUUCUGACAUUUAUGAAAUAAAUGAGUUUAAAAAUAAGUUAAAAUGUCAUGACAAUUUCGGUAUAACUGAAAAAAGCAUAACUACACUUCAAAGCUACUCUUCUUCAUAUACAGAUGACUUUAAGGGCAAUUUUCCAUUAAAAACAAUCUGUGACAUCACCGAACCAAUUAAGGGAAGCAAGGAGUUGUUAAAUAUAAGUGCCUACGAGUUGAAAAAGAUACAUGAUGCGGCCGGAGACAGUGAUGCCCCAUUUCCAAUGCAACUUAACGUGUUGAAAAACCGCAAGUUUGGUUUUGUUGUAGAUAUUACAGAAUACAAUGUCAACAACUAUAAUAACAUCUACACAGUUCUCAGAGUUACAGAAGAUAUGUCCAUUGUUUGUGAAUUGGAAAGUAAAAUAGAACUUAUGAGUAUUCAAUCUGUCUCCUUAAAUCAAGUUGCUUUGGAAUCCGAUGAUGUUGUACAGCCUGUUCAAAAGGAUGUGAUCUCACAAACAGACGAAAGUUUUACACCAUCAACAGUUGAUAAGUCAACCGCAACAAGUCCUUGCAAAAUAUCAGGUGAUUUGAAGCGCAACCUCCAAGAAAUUUAUGAUGUUGAUUCUGGAUAUGAUUUAAGUUCAACUAAGGCUAAAAGAAAGUCAACCGCAGAGGAAACUCCACUCUUGAUUCCAAAAAUUGAAAAGUGA